Danio aesculapii is the source of this 1608-nucleotide messenger RNA. It is a transcript of the gene ube2g1b, whose product is annotated as ubiquitin-conjugating enzyme E2G 1b (UBC7 homolog, yeast). Gene Ontology annotation, molecular function: ubiquitin conjugating enzyme activity. Bases 130 to 639 code for a protein of 169 amino acids. Lineage: Eukaryota; Metazoa; Chordata; Actinopteri; Cypriniformes; Danionidae. The transcript is spliced from 5 exons. Gene Ontology annotation, biological process: proteasome-mediated ubiquitin-dependent protein catabolic process; protein polyubiquitination. The record is from RefSeq and is a predicted model, not a curated record.
ACACACACACACACACACACUGUCCAAAUCUGCGUGCCCAACAACUCUGACUUCCCAGCAUUUAAUUCUGUGACUUCAUCUAGUAAUUAAUAAGAUAUUAUUUAUUUAGUUAACAUUAGUUGAAAUAAAAUGACUGAGCAAUCGGCCCUGCUUCUGCGAAAACAGCUAGCAGAGCUCAACAAAAACCCAGUGGAAGGAUUUUCUGCUGGUCUGAUUGAUGACGACGAUAUCUAUCAGUGGGAGGUUGUAGUAAUCGGCCCUCAAGACACAUUGUUUGAAGGUGGAUUUUUUAAGGCACAUCUCAUUUUCCCUCAUGAUUAUCCACUCCGGCCUCCCAAGAUGAAGUUCAUUACAGAGAUUUGGCAUCCUAAUGUGGCGAAGAACGGAGAUGUGUGCAUUUCCAUCCUACAUGAGCCAGGAGAGGACAAAUUUGGCUACGAGAAACCUGAGGAGCGUUGGCUGCCCAUCCACACUGUAGAGACCAUCAUGAUUAGUGUGAUCUCCAUGUUAGCCGAUCCCAACGGCGACUCGCCAGCCAACGUGGACGCAGCUAAGGAAUGGAGAGAAGACCCCAAUGGCGAGUUCAAGAGGAAAGUCGCCCGCUGUGUGAGGAAAAGCCAGGAGAUGGCAUUCGACUAGUGUUACAUUUGGUACCGCAUACACAAUCAGUUCCCAUCUCCAUAUCUUGAGGUCAAAGACAGAUUUCAGUUUCAGGAUUUAUUUCUGUAUUCAUUUGAAAACCCAUUAGAGGUUCAUAUCAAUCUUACUGAUGGUCGAUCGCAGCGUGGCUAUGCUUGAUCAUGUAAAAAUCCAAUCCAAACUCUUAGCAGCCCUGGUCUCCUAGAUAAAUCAAAUGUUAAUAGGGUUUCACCUUUGUUUUCUUCACCGGUUAUUUGGAGUUGCACCAGAGCAAAGCCACCAUAGGAUGAUUAUUAUUAUCAUUUGUUUUCUAUCUGAAUGCUUGAGUUCCAGCACGUUUUCUUUAAUGUCGGUUUCUCCCCACCCUCUAGUGUGUCUGAAUUAUUUAUUAUCUUAAUUAUGAUGAAAUGUACUGCAUGACUCGCUUUUUUUAUCUGCCACUGAGCCAUCGAUUUUGAACAAAGUCUUUUAUGCAAUUCUGGUGUGUUUUCGUGCGUUUCUGGUACUAGUAGAGGCUGACGGUCAAAAUCUAUGCUGAUUUCCCUCAUGCUCCCUUAUUAAACAAAACCAUAUUACAGAUGAGCCAAUCAAAAGGCCAUCUAUUUCUCUGCUGCCUUAAGUUGUUCUCCUAUCUGAAAGGAAAAUUGUAUUCAGUGAUGUCAAGUCCGUCUCGAUGUCUGUUCAGUUUUUGAGCUGGAAUCCUCCUUUUUGGACAAACCAAAAAAAAAAAGUUCGAUAUUUGCAUGAGAGACAGAGAAUAUUUUUUGUAUAAAUGGUAAGCUCAGAAGCUGUAUUUUUUGUGUAUGUAAAUAUGAUGUAUUGUACCAUAGCUCUAUCGUCGUUUGUUUUGUGACGUUUCCCUUCCACGUGUAGUUUAUAUAGCCUCAUUUUUUGACCGUUCCGUUCACUCUUGUGUUUCUGAAAGCCCCAUCAUGUAAUUUGCUCAUUAAAAUGUAGCAUUUGUCUUAA